Aegilops tauschii subsp. strangulata is the source of this 963-nucleotide messenger RNA. RefSeq lists its product as uncharacterized. Gene Ontology annotation, molecular function: nucleic acid binding. NCBI's taxonomy places the organism in Eukaryota, Viridiplantae, Streptophyta, Magnoliopsida, Poales, Poaceae. The record is from RefSeq and is a predicted model, not a curated record.
AUGUACAAAGAUGAAGGCAAGAAAAAGAGAAGGCAGUACAAAGAUGAAGAAAAGCAAAAUCUAUUUGCCAUGAUCUUGGAGAGGUCUUCUUUGGGUAAAUUGAAUCAUGGAAUUACUAAAGCUAUCGCCGAAGAAACAAACAUUCCUUUGCGAACUAUACAACUGAGAUGGCUGGAGGGAAAGAAGGCUGGUGGAUUGCAGGGAGUCUUGAGCAAGAGGACCAAGAAUUGUGGCCGCAAGAGGAUUGCUUUCAAUGAAGAUGCCAUAAAGGAUAUUGAUCUAAGAAAGAGAACAAGUCUCCAAGAUCUUGCUAAUGAGUUGAACAUGGCAAAGACUACCUUAUUCAGGCGUUUGAAGGAGGGCAGACUCAGGCGGCAUUCUAAUGCCAUCAAAUCAACACUGACAGAAGAAAACAAGAGGGCUAGGGUUCAGUUUUGUUUGUCUAUGUUUCAGCCAUUAAGCAUCCCAGAAGAGCCAACAUUUGAUGGAAUGUACAACGUCAUCCACAUAGAUGAGAAGUGGUUCUAUCGCACUCGGAAGAAUCAAAAAUUCUAUUUGGGUCUCAAUGAGGAAGAUCCGAAGCGUACCACACAAAACAAGAAUUACAUUGAAAAAGUGAUGUUCCUUGCUGCGGUGGCGAGGCCUCGAUAUGAUGAUGAUGGCAACAUGACAUUUGAUGGCAAGAUUGGCAUAUGGCCUUUUACAUUCCUAGAGGAGGCUAAGAGGGAUAGCAAGAACCGCGACGCGGGAACAAUUGUUACUAAGGUGUUGCCGGCGGUGACAAGGAAAGUUAGCCAAGAUUACAUGGUGAACAAACUUCUUCCUGCCAUUAAGGAGAAGUGGCCUGCUUCGGACCGCGGUUAUCCUAUAAUCAUACAACAGGACAAUGCCAAAACUCAUAUUCCCGUCAGUGAUCCAUGUUUUGUGAAGCCGCAAUGGCAGAUGGAUGGAACAUUAGGUUGA